Molecule: messenger RNA, 1867 nt
Organism: Hypoxylon trugodes
Lineage: Eukaryota; Fungi; Ascomycota; Sordariomycetes; Xylariales; Hypoxylaceae
Product: Arb2 domain-containing protein
Exons: 4
Coding region: 355-1689 (444 amino acids)
Biological process (GO): regulatory ncRNA-mediated heterochromatin formation
Cellular component (GO): nucleus
Molecular function (GO): siRNA binding
Source: RefSeq, a predicted model, not a curated record
AGUUUUAGAAUGCAUGUCUUGAAUUUCUGAGGUAGGUACGAACGGCGGUUGUCUGGUGUAUGAGUUGGAAAUCGGCGAUUGAAUGCGGUUUCCCUCACCAUUUCUCACAAACGGCCACCUUCCAUUAUUCUGUUUGCUCGCCGUAAUCUCUUCUUUCUCAACCCCAAUUACUUUUUACUCAAAGAUCGGCGAGUCUUGAGGCAUUCAGACCUGACCAACUUUUAAGGAUUCACAUCAUUGAUCUUUGAGCCUGGGUCUAGUACGAUCAAUUGAUUCUUGCCAUCGCGCGACUCUACCUUUUUCCUCGCCAGGACAACCUUUCUACAUACAUCCUGUAACACGCCGUGUUCCAAGAUGUUUCGCCGCAAGUGGUCGGGUCUGCCCGCUGAUCCUCAGUUCCCGAGCGAUUUGGAAGGCCUUGGCUACUUCGUUAACGACAUUGACGAAAUUCGAUCCAUCGAGAACCCGGAAAACUACUACAAGUACUUCCUAACUCGUAACAUGCGAUGGAACGACCGUCAGCGCUACGCUAUGAACCAGGCUGUUCAGAAAAUCAUCUUCGACCGUCUAGAAGCCCUAAGAAUGCAUAAGAUUAUUUUGCCUGUUGGCUCACAAGGGGACACAAGCAAGCCGCAUGUCCCUAUUUUUAUCAGUCCCAACAUUCUUAGCGCCUCGCGCGUUGUCGUCAUCUUUGGCGAAACUGUUCAAGACCUGGGCGCGCUUGCGCAUCGAACAAUCGGCGGUCCCGGUGGCAUAACUGUAGGAUCUAUCCUAUCCGUUGUCCAUGGCCUCCAGAAGCAGCGUGCUUCAGCGACAGACUCGCGUCCGCCCGGUAUUAUCCUCGCUAACAUGGGCGAAUUCAUGUGGUCGCCCCAGGAGAAACGCACUCUCACUCGCAGCGCCUUUGAUGCUGCGCCCAUGCAAAGCGCUGUGCACAAUGGUCACACUAUUUCGUCUAAGAACAAGGUCCCUGGUAAUGAGGACGCACAUAAGCAUGUACAUUACAUCUUUGACAAAAUCAUCCCGCAUUUCGCGAGUGACAAAGCGGGUAUUGAUGUCUUGGGUGUGGGCGACGGUGCAGAUAUCGUCGAGCAGUACUUGGACCUGGCACCCGUGUGGAAUAUCUGGAAGAAGCGUAUCAACUGUCUUGCGCUCGUUGGAGGCUUGCUACCACUCUGGGAGUUAGGCAAUCAGGAGUUUAUAAGCACAUUCCUUAGAAACAAAACCCGCGCCUACGCAAUCUCGGUUGAGCAAGUCGGUACGGUUCUCUCAGGUCCGGAUGGUAACCCUAACACCCGAAGUUUCACACAAAUGGGCUGUCCUAUGUUUAGUAGUGGUGAGCCACACUACACCGAACGAACCCUCAUCACCAGUCGUGAUGUUGUCCUGGAAUGGCUCCAAGAGGUUGCUCUAACGCCCGAGGGCCAAGACUACGUGAACCCGUCGUUCAACGUCGUCUUCGCUGACCCCCACUUUGAUAAUGAUCAGGAUUGGGGUCAGGAGCAGAACAACGAAAGUGGCGAAAAGAAUGAGGUUGAGGACGCAGAGGCUAAGGACGAGCCCGAAGAGAAGGAGGAAGUUGGAGAGGCCAAUGGAGAGAAACCUGGUUUAAUUCUCGUGGAACGUCCUGGCUCAUUGAAUGGCAACACGAAGGAUGGCGAGGAUGAACAGGGUGAUGAGAAGGACUAGGUUAAGCUGGAUCUGUUGCGGUGUUUUCAUUUGCGAUUUGUUAUCUUCAUGAUAGCCAUUUGGCUUCCCUGAUACCCAUGCACAAAGGGCCACAGCUACACCUCAGGUAGAAAUUAGCCGGUAGUGCAAUUGACGUUGACUUUGAAAUGUUCAUGAUAUAAUCUGCUAGUAUAACGUC